AUGAAGCACAUCGCAUCAACCAUCGGCAACCCCUCGCUCGCCCUUCUGGACCCAUCCGUCUUCUCUGUCGUAGCAGCAGCUUACACAGCGGUCAACGAACGAUGCCCCUCCAUCCUCGGCCACUCUCCCUGCCAGCUCUUCACACCAAGACUUGGGCCUGCAUCUAGAACGUGCUCGCGUCUUCCCUUUCCCCCACCCUCCCGUCCUGUCGUUCGCUGGCUGGCCGCUCCGUUAUUACUAUCGAUACACCACACGCAGUACUCCGUGACUCAGUCUCACGACCAUGGGCCCGCCACAGCAGCGGUUUCCCAACUCGCACCCGUCGACCCUCCAAUCGAACUCUGUCACGCCCGUGCCAAUUACAAUUACAUUCGGACUGCUACGACAGUCUUCUGGAACUCCUGCAGAUGGCCACCCUCCGUCACUGGGGGCGUGGAUGGCACACCGUGUGUGACACCAGACCCUGCUCUGUGCCCCGCGAUUCCCAGACUCGGCUGUCUACUGCUUACUUACACAGCCUUCAGCAUCCAGGCGGGCCUGUCCUCAGCGUAGCCUGUCACCCUGCACAGGCACCCACCCGCUGUCGCUGCUGUUGGCGGAAAGUCAAUCCAUCCAUCAACUUCGCUACCUCUCCAUCACGGGACGAAAACUUGAGGCACCAGAGGCCUGAGCUGCGUCGACAAACCCCACCAGGUGCGUUGGCCGCCCCGGCCUGCUGCGCUCAAUAUAGCACGCUGCCAGUCUGUCAGCCACAAUCAGCCGCCGUCGUGACGCCGCCUUUCCCUACGAUGCUGCCGCUUCAGACCCCAUCCCUCAGGCACUCACAUUCACCUGGCCUGGGAUCUACGAAGACACACGGAACGGUCUUGCGGAGCGCUCCAGCUCUAUCGGCACCGUUCUCCGGAGAUAGAUGCCUUUCCACUAUCGAAACACACACUUCAUCGCGGGGCCCCUGGUCGCCAUCCAACACCAAAGCGACUAAUCACCCACCCAUUCUUACCGUCUCCUGCGCCUUCGCUCGGUGCCCAACGUCUCAGCUAGCCCCAUGAUUCGGUCAUACACAAGCUCGCAUACCGCUUUGCAUUCAUUGGUGGUGGUCGUCACGAUCGAAGCCCCGUAGCCCACUCUCGCGUUGCUGUCCGUCCUCUGGAGACCCAGCGCAGUAUUCCUGCGAAUCCGACUCGGCAACCAGUUCUUGGGAUACGGGGCCUGGUCCAAAUAUGAAUGCUGCCUGGCCGCCGUUUUGGUUCGGUCUGGCGCACUUGACGCGUGAAUACCCCUUGCUCUUUGCAAUCUGUUACCUGCCUUAUCCCCUAUCUCACAAUUACUCAGCCCUGACCUUGGAUUGCACCACAUCACAAAGGUCCCGUGGCGAAACAGACUGAAUGAUGCGAAUUCGCGAUGCUCGUCAUUGAGGGCUGUGUAAGAGUUUGUCUCGGCUCCCUCCACUCACCUCGCAGCGUUAUAACUCGGUGUGACGCAACGAAGUCUCCAAUCGACGACGAACUGCCCCAACUCUUCCAAGCGCUACAUCAGUACGGCCUGAGACAUUCCGUCUCACGACCUUGCAGCAAGAAGGCCGACCUGCAUCUGCUCGGAAACGCUUUCUUCUACAUUGCCGUACCUCCCCGUCUGCGAGGUGCGGUCAUCUUGGCUCUGGAUCGCCGCCGUGUGUCAGAUGCUGAUUCGCUGCACCUGUAAGUGUCGCUAGUGUAUAUCCGAAGUCGAGUCUGGUCCCGUCAUUUCUUGAGCACCCAGCAAGUGCAGUCCCGCGGCCGAUACCCGUCUCUUCUAACCGGGCGCGUCGCUUGCUGUGCUCGGUUGAAGAUGGCAGCGCUGCUUCCCGCUUCCCGCUGCUGGUAGUUCUUCGGCAUCUUUUGGCGGCCCAAUGUCCGAUGCAGUGCGGUGCAGGGCGAACUAUCAGACACCCAGGUUCCUGAUUUUACCUCGAGUCUGGGAGAGGCGACCAGGUAACAUCGUAUUGUAGCCGGAACCCUAGGAGCUGCCGUUCUUUGGCACGGCCGGCAUACUCACAAGAGGUUCAACAUGCGCCCCAGAUCAUGCGGCGCCGCAUGCCUUUCGACCUUUGAUGCGGGACCCUUGAUGACCCUUAACAAUAACCGCAUGCCUGCCAUGCAACGGAAGAGGCCAUCUCGGACCCAGGCCUAUCAAUCAGUUUGUAUCCGUAGUUGGUGUGCUGAUCAGAACGGUAACGGUUUGUUCCCUUUGUAUAUUAGUGCCCGUCCCUUGAUCGGCAUGUCUACCGGCCACUACUCGCCGCUUGUCCAUCCAUGGACGUUCACGCUAGUAGCCAAAUUCAUGGAGCAUCAUUUGGACGUGAAGAUUAACGCCAUCGAUAAGCGAUAUACCCAUACUCGAUACCCAAUAGAGAAUGCCAGCGGGACGGAGUGGACAGGUAUUGGCCAGUUCGUGCUGCGGAUUUGUCUCUGCUCGUUGGGAAACGGGAGUCUGGGACGACUUUGCGGCAGAAAAUAGACCCGAUGCUGUUGAUCCCGGGUCAUUCUAGGGACCCAGUGAUCUCACCAUCCCCUCGCAUCGAUGGACAAGCCGCGCCAGACAUGCAAGCGUCCGAAGUCGGACUCCAUACGGGAGGAACAGACCGUCGGUGGCUUAUUUUUCGUUCAGUUGACGCAACAAUGUCCGCCAAGAGGUGCACCUCUUAGAACCGUGGCAGAAGAAGCAUCGCCAGCUGAGCAGAAGCCCAGAACAUUCCUUCCUUGUUGGUUUUUGCUGUUUGACUCACUCUGUAGCAACCAUGUAGCCCCUCGUCAUCAUGCCUCACUUGCCAUGAUGGUCCAUCAAACAAACCCCCUCAGGACAUUGACGUCCCGGUGGCGAGCAAGAUAGUUAGGCUUGCUUUUCCAGACUCGUCUCGCGUUACAUGAAGGUUCGAUGAGGAAGAGUCCCAAAACUAGCAGUUCUCCUCGCUGUCACCGUCCAGUGGUGUUUGCUGGCGGUGCGCGGCUGCUCACCUGUUAAACGUUAAACCCGUGUGAGGCCAUCUUCCACUCCUGUUCGGUCAUUUUGCCACGAUCCCAUUAUCGAAAUUGCCACACCAUUCCGCCCCGACGCUGCUCCAUUUGCUUUACGAAUGUACGCCGCGUUGCUCCCUGUGUCCAUACAACCAACAAGCGGACAUGGACAUGGGAAUGUCUAUCCGCCCUA
Molecule: messenger RNA, 3186 nt
Organism: Colletotrichum destructivum
Lineage: Eukaryota; Fungi; Ascomycota; Sordariomycetes; Glomerellales; Glomerellaceae
Exons: 1
Coding region: 1-552 (183 amino acids)
Source: RefSeq, a predicted model, not a curated record